UAUAUAAUUCUAUGCAACAGUGGUGGUUUCCCUGUUCAGAGACCAUGGAGACACGAUAUCAAAAGCUUUGGAGUUUUACCCGUCACUCUCGUACCGGCACCAUGGGGAGUGGACGUGUGGUGAGAAUGGGUUCUGUUGCUGCUGCAGGAUCUCUCCUCAUGUGUUGUGUGCUGUCGUCCUACGUGGCUGGUACAGACUAUUUGAUGACAUCCUCAAACGCCGACUUCAGUAUCCAUGCUGUAUCUGGGAGGCAGGGAGGUUUCUACUCCAUCACCUACCCCGGCCAGCGUCCACUGGAGAAUUCAAUACCCCCAUGGUCUGCACACACCAGAGACGUUGAUUCCAGCAUGGCAGUGGCAUCAGGAACUGAGGACAAAUCCUUCAGGGUCAGCAUCAGUGACAGCACCACCAUGAGAGUGUACGGCCGUGAUGCCUACGACGCCUACACCCCGCUCCCUCUCCCCGCCCUGGGACAACACUACGUGUUCUCUAACUGCCAUGACGCUGACGCAAACAUGACCACGGUGUUAGUAGUAGCUACAUACAGACACAACACAAAGGUUGAUAUCACCUUUAAAGUACAGACGAAUAUCACCGUUAGCGGCUUAACGUAUAACAAUGAAGAUGUUCUUAGUCUGAACUUGGAUCAGAAUCAGACAUAUACGUUAGACAGUGAUGCUGCCCUCACCGGGACGCGGAUCACCUCGGAGGAUCCAAUAGCUGUUUAUGCAGGGACAAGGUUCGAGGGGAUAAUUGCUACGUAUGACCAACUCUUACCCGUCAAACAUCUUGGUCAGGAUUACGUCAUUCCACGGAGUGACAAUGUGAACCAAAAUACUGUGAUAUUCACAAGUGUGAUGAAUGCGACCGGCAUCCAAAUUAACGGAGGAGGACUUUCUUUAACAUUUACGGGGUCACUUUCCCUUGGGGGCUUCUAUGUUGAUGGUGCGAUGGUUGUCAAUGCAUCCCAGCCGGUUCUUGUGAUGCUGUGUAGAUGGGGUGAGCUAACUACGAGAGGGUUUGGUGUCGUUCCGCCAAUAUCACUUCUGCAAAGGGAAACGUAUUUAGCCCUAGAUGGAGUGUCUUUGAAGGUUGUAGCACGGGGCAAUACAGGUGAUGCUGCAGCGACUGCACCUGGAGUUAGUUUGUCAGUUCAGUGGGGAGAGGGUCAAAGUUCAAAUUAUAGUAUUGGUACAUUGAACCCACCUUCAAUGUCAUCCUCCUCGUUUUCCAUCAAGUCAACAAGUGGAUUGGCGGUGUACGUCUUCUCUGAGACCCAUCUUUACACCGGGGGCUAUCACUUCCCCUUUGAAGACACACAAACUACGCCAGCUUCUUCAUCAGCUGUACCUUCGUCAGUACCAUCACUGGCUGACACAACAUCAUCGAUCUCCCCCACACCGACCAUAUCCGUCGACACAACAACGCCGAUCUCAUCCGUCGACACAACAACGCUGUUCUCGUCCGCAGACACAUCAACGCCGAUCUCAUCCGUCGACACAACAACGCCCAUCUCAUCCGUCGACACAACAACGCCCAUCUCAUCCGUCGACACAACAACGCAUAUCUCCUCCACAGACACAACGCCGAUCUCCUCCGUCGACACAACAACGCCGAUGUCCUCCGUCGACACAGCAACGCAGAUCUCCUCCCUCGACACAACAACGCCGAUCUCCUCCCUCGACACAACAACGCCGAUCUCCUCCCUCGACACAACAACGCCGAUCUCAUCCACAGACACACUAUGGCCAUUAGUAACGUCAAAAACAACAGGUAAAAUAAUCUCAAGUAUGAACAAACAAAUACACGAACAUUCCUAAAGACACGAUGUUGCCUUGAAUGGAAAAAUGACAAAAUCGGCCUUUUUUAUAAAAUGAAACAUUAUAAGUUGCAUCAGGAUCACAGCACAGGGGGUACAUGGGGUGUUAUGCGUCCCUCGUUAGGCGAGUGGUAUAUAAAACCUCACGAGGAACGCAUAAAACAACCAUGUACCCCGAGUGAUCCUGCUACAACAAUUUAUCAUACCCACAUGUUUUAAUAUGACAUUGUACAAGAAUUAAAACAAGUUCAAAACUGAUAGAAAGCAGCUGUUCGAUUGAGCUGAGGUUAACCUGUGCUAUGUCAUGUGACUUUCAUAUAUAGACUUAAAGCGUAAGGCGUUUUACUUCGAAGCGGGGUAUAAGGGAUCCCUUUUUCUGCGUCUCAGAAAUGCACGUGCUCGUGGCGGGGUAUAAGGGCUUUAUUCUCCCGCUGAGAAAUUCAUUUCCCUCCAAGGCGGGAUACAUUCUGACAUGGGGGUAUGAUAAAGUAUAUUAUCGAGAUCACCUGGACCAGUCAGAUCUCAUCAUUAUGACAUUGAGGUAUGAUUAACAGAUCUGUGACACGAUACAAAUAGGUUCCAUAUGUCAAAUAUGAAGCAAGACUCCUGGACAUAAUCUCUAAAAUCAGUUGUUCUCAAGUUGCAAACUACGAAAAGGGUCACAAAUGUGUAUCAGUUAAUAUAAUGAACUUAGCCAUUAUUGCCGGGUGAGAAAUGGAGAGCGAUAAGUGAGAGACUGGUGUCGCAUUGUUGUGUUCCGCGCGCGCGUGUGUGGGGUGUGUGUGUGCAAAUGCGUGUGUGUGUGUGCGUGCGCGUGUAUGCGUGCGUUGUGCGCAGAUGCACGUACGUUACAUGUUACGCUAUACCGCCUGUCCACAGCGGUCACAGCACGACUAUUUAUUCUUCACAGAUUCUAUGCGCAUAGAACACGCUGGCUCACAUAAACGGCUUCGUUAUUUAUUUAUUAAUCUCUAAAUGACAAUUGUUUCCAUUCAUCAUAGUAGUUUUAUUUUAUUGUUUCUUCUUUUUAUUAUUAUAUCUCUUUCUGUUUGCUUCUUUUGUGAGUUUAGUUUUGGCAUAAUCCCUUUGAUAAUUUAACUUAUUCGUUUGGCGGUUCGCCCCGAUUAUGUUUCUA
Molecule: messenger RNA, 2954 nt
Organism: Haliotis rufescens (red abalone)
Lineage: Eukaryota; Metazoa; Mollusca; Gastropoda; Lepetellida; Haliotidae
Exons: 2
Coding region: 12-1820 (602 amino acids)
Source: RefSeq, a predicted model, not a curated record